AUGACUGAUGAAUUCAAUCGAUAUUAUAUCAAAAUUCGAGCUAUUUUGGGAAUAGAUUCAAAAACAAUCUUUGACGAACUUACAGAGGCAUUGGGACCUGAUGCUCCAUUAUAUCCAACAGUCAGAAGAUGGGCGAAACGUUUUCGUGAAGGAAGAGACGAUGUCACUGAUGAUCCUCGAUCUGGUCGUCCGAUUUCGGUACUUACAGAUGAAAAUGUUGAACGCGUUCGACAAGUUAUCGAAGAUGAUCCACACUCAACUUAUGAUGAUAUUAUGGGUGAGACUGAUCUAUCACGUGGUACAAUAGAACGAAUUAUUCAUGAUCGUCUAAAGAUGAGAAAAGUUACAUCACGUUGGGUUGCUCAUCAACUUACUGACGAACAAAAACAAAAACGACUUAGAAUUUGUCGUCAAAAUUUAGAGAAAUUUAGAAAUGGAACAUGGCAUUUAUGUGAUGUUAUUACUGGUGAUGAGACAUGGAUUUAUCACAGGCAGAUUGGUCGAAAGUCAAGCAAUGCUACUUGGGUUGGCGAAAAUGAACUACCAAGAACCAUUGUUCGUCGGAAUAGAUUUGAACCUAGAACACUAUUGUGCUUCUUCUUCAAAUCCACUGGUUCUCUUCUCAUACACAAAGUAGAUAAGGGCAAGACAAUCGAUCAUGACUACUAUAUUGAUAAUUGUCUUAUACCUGUUAUCAAUGAAAUAAGAAAAAAGGAAAAGUCAUCACGUACUACAUAUAAAAUGCUUCAUGAUAAUGGUCCUCCUCAUACUCAUCCAGAUGUUAUUGAUUAUUUAAUGGAGGAAGGAAUCGAAAUCAUUCCACAUCCACCAUAUUCACCAGAUCUCGCACCGUUAAGUACUGCAUCUGAGUUACGUGAAAUUGUAAAUUCGUUUCGGAAAGUAGCUCAGGCUAAGCUGAAGGAAGUUGGUGUAGGACAUCGUAAAACGUUUGGCAUUCUACGAUCUCUUGCCAAAAAUAAAUCAAUUAUUAUUACUCGACCUGGUAAGGAACGCGGCGUGGUCAUCAUGGAUCGAGCAGAUUAUGUACAAAGAAUGAAUGCAAUACUUGAUGAUCGUUCUGCUUUCACCUUAAUUAAUUCUGAUCCAACGUUAGAGAACGAAAAUGAAUUAAGAACACUUAUGCUUCUAUUAAAAAAAGAAGGUUUUAUAAGUGAUAACGAAUACAAUUUAGCAUGCCCUACUGGUUCGAGACCAGCUCGAAUUUACGGUCUUCCUAAGUUACACAAAAAGAAAGAAAACUAUCCUCUUCGACCUGUUAUGCCAGCUACAAAUACGGUAACCUAUGUAUUAGGCAAAAUGUUAACUAAUCGUUUGAAUCAACUUGAAGCCAGUCCGUAUACGGUUAAAGACUCACUUGAUUUUGUUAAAAAGAUCAGAGCAUCAGAACUUGUGGCUAAAACAAUGGUCUCUUUCUAUAUUAAGAGUCUCUUUACUAAUUUUCCACUUACAUAUACUAUAGACUUAAUUCUUGACAAAAUGUAUCCUACAUGUCCUUCGGUAUGUCAAUAUAAACAAAGGAGUCGUCUUUGUGUCGAAUGUCAAUAA
Messenger RNA from Rotaria sp. Silwood1, 1566 nucleotides. The record is from the annotation of a GenBank genome assembly. NCBI's taxonomy places the organism in Eukaryota, Metazoa, Rotifera, Eurotatoria, Philodinida, Philodinidae.